AUGUCGAACAGCGACACCUUUCCACAAACUGGCAUUAUUGUUCCCCGGGAAGACUCUCAAACCGAUAAUAUGGGUGAUUUGGCACAUUCAAUCUUGGACGAUAUUGUUUACAAUAUAAUCCACGAUCUCGUCCUAAAUACCCAUCGAGAAGAGAAGAUGGCCAAAAGUAUGACUGCUGCCAUUCUCGUCGAGCAAAAAGCUGCGCAAACGGCGCCACCCUCGGACGAUUCGAAUCCGGCUGCUCCAGAGGUGCAACAUCGUGUUGCGUUGGACUCCGCCAUAUACGAAAAUGGGAAAGUUUAUCUUGUUGGAAACCCGCUGCAAACAACCAAAGAGACAAUAUGUCCGAAAUGUCAUUUACCCCGUCUUUUAUACCCGAGCGAUGGAGUUGGGGCGAGGAAACCGGAGCCGGGGGUGGAAUAUUGCAAGAAGCGCCCAUACAUUGAGAAACCAUAUCACGACAUCUACGGACAAACGUUUCAAAUGGAAGGCCCAGGGCGAGGGAAGAAGAAGAAGGAUAUGGUCAAUCCGUUAUUACAAUCUGCGAAGGAAAACACCCCCAAUGGCAGCCAAGACUCGCCCAACCCGUCGCCCCCACCUGGUGAGGUACCGAAGCCGAUCUCCUUUCCGCACGCCAAAUGUCACAACUGCAGUCAGUUCCUCCCAAUAAAGCGGAUGAACAAUCAUAUGAUAAAGUGUAUUGGAGGUGGCGGACGAGACUCCUCACGAGCGGCUUUGCUGAAAAUUCAAAAUGGGAGUGGGACAGGCAGUCAGAAUGGGAACACGCCACCUGGGAGCCGCACUGGGACUCCAGCACCGCUUUCACAGCCCAAUGCAAAAGGUAAAACCAGCCCGAAUAAGAGAGACGCUGGAGACGAUUUCGAUUCCGAUUCCUCGCCACAAAAGAAGAAGAAAUUACUCAAGAAGAGUAUCGCGACAAAGCUGAAAGCUCCAAAAAUGGCCAAGUCAGGUUCACAAAUGUCGAGUUCGAAUUUAAGCUUUGAGCAGAAAGCUCCUGCUACAGAUGAUGAGGACGAUGAUGGUGGCGAUGACGAUAACGAUGCAGACUUCGGAACUGUGUUGGUCGAGCCAAAGAAGAAGGUCAUCAAACCUAUAACAAAGAAGACGAAAGAUUCGCUUGGGCUGGAGCGUAAAAAGAAGUGGUUACACGGAAAAGGAGGACAGAAACCUUCAUUACUACCGCCAUCAGAUCCCCCGGAUUCGACGAGUAGUGUCAAAUUAAAAAUCAAAAACAGCAGCUCCAGUCUCAACGGAGAGAGGACCAAGGUUUUACCGCCAAAGAGCCUAGUAAAUGGAAGCUCGAAGCCUCACCCGUCACCCAGUAUCAAUGGGAAAACAGCCCCUGGGGUCCUCCGGGCAGACUCUGAAUCUAGCCAGACCUUGAGUUCUCCUAAUUAA
Messenger RNA from Glarea lozoyensis ATCC 20868, 1419 nucleotides. RefSeq lists its product as uncharacterized. Lineage: Eukaryota; Fungi; Ascomycota; Leotiomycetes; Helotiales; Helotiaceae. The coding region runs from base 1 to 1419 and encodes 472 amino acids. The transcript is spliced from 2 exons. The record is from RefSeq and is a predicted model, not a curated record.